AUGACCGAAGUGAAGAGACAUCACAAAGCGACUCGGCACAUUCAUAAACCCCAUCAUUUGUGCAAAGAACCCGACGAUUUGAAAACCCAAAUGGCGUUAUGGCUACGGGAAUCGUUGAUGGAGGGUGGAGUGAGAGAGGAAAUAACAUUGGAUGAAGAUUGGACACCGCCACAAGAUCAGGACCCGAUAUGCGAGGGAACACCCGAUACGGGCACUGAUUCAUCGGUCAUGCAGCGCUCGUUGUGCCCCUGGCAGUGGAGAGUGAACUACGAUGAAGCGAGAGAGCCAAAAAUCAUCUCCGAAGCACAUUGUAUCUGCCGGAGGAGUCGAGGAGGAUCAGUUGCCUUUUGUCUGCCGAUCAAACGAGAGGUGCCCAUUUUGCGGCGAGCCGCUUGUGAUCCGGUGACGGGAAGAUGGGAAUAUGCUCGGGCAACGAUUCCGGUAACAGUUGGCUGUCAUUCUGUUCUUCCGCGAUCCGCCCGCGCCACUCCAUUGAGUCAACACUACAAAACACCGAUCGGGGCUAUU
Mesorhabditis belari is the source of this 528-nucleotide messenger RNA. NCBI's taxonomy places the organism in Eukaryota, Metazoa, Nematoda, Chromadorea, Rhabditida, Rhabditidae. The record is from the annotation of a GenBank genome assembly.